Messenger RNA from Acyrthosiphon pisum (pea aphid), 2406 nucleotides. It is a transcript of the gene Ctsf, whose product is annotated as cathepsin F. The record is from RefSeq and is marked validated. Gene Ontology annotation, biological process: proteolysis. Gene Ontology annotation, molecular function: cysteine-type endopeptidase inhibitor activity; cysteine-type peptidase activity. NCBI's taxonomy places the organism in Eukaryota, Metazoa, Arthropoda, Insecta, Hemiptera, Aphididae.
AGUAGCUUAUAUUAUCGACCGUUCAAUGUUCAUAAUAUACGGAUAAUGGGUGUACUAUAGCAACUUACUUUACUGUAUAUAGACGUUAUAGUAGUAGGUAUAAAUGUAUAAUAUUCUUAUAAAUUAUUAGCCACAAGUCACAACAACAAAAUAUUUUUUUUAUUUUAUUGCUGCGACGCAAUAACUUUGUGAGAACGUUUGGGUUACUACUUACAGUAAUUUAGUUUGCUAUUCACGUUGUUCAUCAAUGUUUUAAAAUCACUACCUAUAUUAAUCAAAGUUUAAGGAAUCAAAAUGAAAUUACUAUUUCUAGGAUUUUGUCUCUUCAUUGCUUUAUUUGGAGAAAAUGUUUCCUCCCAAAAGCACAAGCCAUCCCCUUUGGGAGGCUAUAACGACGUUGAAGCUGACAGUGAGAAAAUCAGAGAACUGGCUCUCUUUUCAUUAGAUUCUAUAACACAACAAACAAUGUCUAAGAGAUCCUUGGGGUUAAUCAGAGUCGUCUCCGCAAAAUCUCAAGUUGUUGCAGGAAUAAAUUAUAAAAUAAAAUUAUUGGUAUGUGAAAAAGAUUCAACACUAGGCGAGAACAUUGUUAUGGAUCCCAAAAAUUGUCGUUCUUGUGAUAUAACCAUCUGGGAACAAUCAUGGUUGAACAAAAAAAAUGUUACUAAAGUGGCUUGUUCUAAACCUUCUGAAAUUUCUUCAUUUACAAGUGUAGCUGUAACAAAAAGAGACAUACAUGAAAAUGUAAAUCUUGGAGCAAAAAUAAGUUUGAAUUCUAAUGACAAAAAAGUUCAAGACAUAGUGGCUUAUGCUUUACUGUCUAUUGAUAGACAAGAAGGAUCUAACAAACCACAUGUGUUAUCAAAAAUCAUAAAUGUAUCCAAACAAAUUGUGUCUGGAAUUAUCUACAAUAUUGAGUUGGAAAUAUGUGAUAAUUCUACAAGUGAAGUCGAUGAAAAGAAGUGUAGAAUUUGUAAUAUUAAAGUAUGGGAACAGGCAUGGGAGAACAACAAAAAUACUUCUGAAUUCAAUUGUUAUAAACCUCAUAAAACUAACACAGAUAUAUCAAAUUCUGGAAAAUUAACUACAAAGAAAAAUAAUAUUGAUGAUCGAUUACAAUUAAAGACAGAUUUUGAAAAUUUUAUCAUGACACAUAAUAAAAUAUAUACUAGUCUUGAAGAAAAGAGUAGAAGAUUCCGAAUAUUUGCUGCUAAUAUGAAGAAAGUAAAAUUAUUACAAAACCAUGAACAAGGAAGUGCUAUUUAUGGAGCUACACAAUUUGCAGAUCUUACAAAAAAUGAAUUUAAAAAAAAAUAUUUGGGUCUGGACUCAUCGAUGACAAGCAAAAAAACAUUACCCAUGGCAGUUAUUCCACAAAGUGCUUCUCUUCCUAAUGAAUUUGAUUGGAGAAACCAUAAUGUAGUGACACCAGUAAAAAAUCAGGGAGCCUGUGGAUCUUGUUGGGCAUUCUCAGCCAUAGCCAAUAUUGAGGGACAGUAUGCUUUAAAAUCUAAAGAACUUCUAUCUCUCUCAGAACAAGAGCUCAUUGAUUGUGAUAAUUUGGAUAAUGGGUGUGGUGGUGGUUUAAUGACUCAAGCAUUUGAAGCCGUUGAAAAUUUGGGAGGUUUAGAGACAGAGUCUGAUUAUCCUUAUGAAGGACACGCAGAUCGUAAAGGAUGUCAGUUAAAAAAAAGUGAUGUGAAGGUAUCAAUAUCAAAAGCUGUGAAUGUAUCUACAGAUGAGGAAGAUAUUGCCAAAUUUUUAGUUAAACAUGGUCCCCUUUCUGUUGGGGUUAAUGCUAAUGCUAUGCAGUUUUAUAUGGGUGGUGUAUCACAUCCAAUCCAUGCUUUAUGUAGCCCUAAAUCACUGGAUCACGGUGUGGCCAUUGUUGGCUAUGGAGUCCACAAAUAUCCUUAUUUAAAUGCGACUUUACCAUUUUGGACCAUUAAAAACAGUUGGGGCGACAAAUGGGGCAUGCAGGGUUACUACUUGCUCUACAGAGGUGAUGGAUCUUGUGGAGUCAAUCAAAUGGUUUCUUCAGCAAUCAUUGAAUAAUCUCAUGUUAAAUUUUAAUUAAACAAUUAAAAUAUUUUACAAGCCAUUAAAUAUUCUCAAAAUGACAUACUUAAUAUUAAACAUUGUAUUAAUGUUUUCAUUAUCUGAUCUAUAGAAUUUUUUUAUAUUAAUUUGAACGUAUAAGUAGAUCUUUAGUGUAUCUAACACUGUCUUGUAUUAAUCAUAAAAUUUAGAUAUAUCUUAAUCUACUUAAUUUUUUUAUAUUUAAUAUUAGGCACUAAGUAUAUUAUUAUUAUCUUUUAUUAUUAUUAUAUUAUACACUAACUAAUAUAGCAUCAGAGUAAUUAUAACAUUUAUUUGUUUUAUAUAUUAUAAUUUAUUCCCCUCAGA